UGGAAGAGUCGAGGGUUGGAUUGAGAUCCGCGAGUUUAUUCCGUGGCCGGAUUACUUGUGGUAGAACAUUCGCCGCAGAAUAUUCCAAUGACAACAAUGAUUGAAGAUAUCGGCAGGUAAAUUACCAGCAAAUUAGAUUGCCGAGUUUUGUUGAGGCUUCUCGUAAGCGAAUCGAGAAACCUGCCAAGAGUCAGCACUUCUCAGAACUUCACCGACCUCGGACAAAGUGAGUGCUACACGAAAUUAUUCGACGGACAAGUUUCCAAACGGACCUUCCGUGACACGUGUACUACCCGAGUUUCCUGUUCGAACCACCCGCCCGCUGGAGGCGCAAGCGCUAUUCGACUGUUAUCUGGCAAAAGGGAGGCGCGGCUAUAACCAUGGAUCCCAGUGUACUCGCCAACAUGGAUAAGGACGCACUAAAGAAGCAGAUCGAGAACAUGAAGUACCAGGCCAGUAUGGAACGAUGGCCCCUGUCGAAGAGCAUUGCCGCAAUGAGGGAGUACGUCGAAGAGAACGAGAAGACUGACCCAUUGAUACACGCGCCCGAUAAGAAGAACAAUCCCUGGGCCGAGAAAGGCAAAUGCAUAAUCAUGUAAUCAGGACGUAGAACCGCAACAGAGUAGGGGAGGAGAAGAAAAAGAGCAGGCAUCGACCAACUACCAUCAGAGAAGCGGGAGAUAAACGAGAAGAGGAUCUUUUUAACUGCGGUCGAAGAAACUAUUAAAACCAAAUAAUAAAAAAAAAAAGAAAAGGACGUAUAACAAGGAAUGAUGAGGAGGAAGAAAAAGAAGAAGAGAAAUCGAGAGACAGUUACAACGGAAUUGUGCAAUGAUAUAAAAUGGUGGAUCAGGAAGGAGCCAAGUGUUGUUCGUAAACACCAAACAUGGAGGAGCGAGGCUAACACGGAGGAGAACCAAAGUAGCUGGAGCAAAUUAUUCAACAAUCUUAUUCUUCGUGGUUACCUGUUCGUAGUUACUUUCCCGUUUGGUAUGCAAAGUAACGAACGCUUGAAUUGAGGCUCGGUUUUAUCUUCGAAUCGCGUGAAAAAUAUACCUAACCCUACCGCGAGGGUUAAUUUAACCUCCAAAUUCGAACAUGACAUUUUAAUUGCGGUUAAGCUUUUGUCUUAUCGAAUGUUUCGUUUAAGGAGUAAAUGACAAGAGGUUGACCAAACAGGCAAGUAUACAGAAACAGGAACAUGAUUUAGCCUCGUUUCCUGUUACUACUUCCGCCUCAUCGUUGUUUUGAUCUCGAUGUAUUCGAACGUGUUAUACGUCGUAUACACCAUGUGCAAUUUCGAAUCUAGUACCAUGAAAACUCUUUUUGAACCGUUCAUUAUAUCGUAAGGAUUAUUUAUUCUUAAGUACACUGUGUAAUCUAACGUCAUUCUAUGUACACACGUUAUACCAUAUGUCGUCGGAUUAAUAUGCUAUGCAUAUUUCUUCGAAUUUCUUACGGAAAAUAUAAUAAUAUAUUCA
Molecule: messenger RNA, 1481 nt
Organism: Osmia lignaria (orchard mason bee)
Lineage: Eukaryota; Metazoa; Arthropoda; Insecta; Hymenoptera; Megachilidae
Gene: Ggamma30A
Product: guanine nucleotide-binding protein subunit gamma-e
Biological process (GO): sensory perception of taste; phospholipase C-activating G protein-coupled receptor signaling pathway
Cellular component (GO): heterotrimeric G-protein complex
Molecular function (GO): G-protein beta-subunit binding
Source: RefSeq, a predicted model, not a curated record